GCGAGCUCGCCCGGGCAGCGCCGGCAGCAUGAGGAGCGGCGGCGCCGCUGCAGCCGCUGGGGCCGCGGGACGGGCGGAGCAGGAAUAACAUGUGUAGAAGUACUUGCUAGUGUUGAUCACCUGUACACCAGCACAAGAGCUCCAGCUUAAUCAUUCUCAAGCUCUACUCUCAGAACAUGGGGGAAAAUGAUGAUGAAAAAUACAAUCAAGCUGGCCAGAUAUUUGAAAACUUUGUACAAGCAUCAACAUGCAAAGGCACCAUUCAGGCCUUCAAUAUUCUCACUCGCCAACUUGAAUUAGAUCCUUUGGACAAUAGAAACUUUUAUACCAAACUGAAAUCAAGAGUGACUACAUGGAAGGCCAAAGCUUUGUGGAACAAGCUUGAUAAGAGAGCAAGUCACAAAGAGUAUAAACGUGGAAAGUCUUGUAUGAACACUAAGUGUUUAAUUAUUGGGGGUGGCCCCUGUGGCCUGAGGACUGCCAUUGAACUUGCCUUCCUGGGAGCCAAGGUUGUCGUUGUGGAGAAGCGGGACACCUUCUCAAGGAACAAUGUGCUGCAUCUCUGGCCCUUUACCAUCCAUGACCUUCGGGGACUGGGAGCAAAGAAAUUUUAUGGAAAGUUCUGUGCAGGAUCUAUUGAUCACAUCAGUAUUCGACAGCUUCAACUCAUCCUCUUCAAAGUUGCACUUAUCCUUGGAGUGGAAAUUCAUGUGAACCUGGAAUUUGUGAAAGUCCUGGAGCCUCCUGAAGAUCAAGAAAACCAAAAGAUGGGUUGGAGGGCUGAAUUUCUCCCCAUGGAUCACCCUUUGUCAGAGUAUGAAUUCGAUGUUAUCAUUGGUGCAGAUGGCCGCAGGAACACGUUAGAAGGCUUCAGGAGGAAGGAAUUUCGUGGAAAGCUGGCUAUAGCAAUCACUGCCAAUUUUAUAAACAGAAAUACAACUGCAGAAGCCAAGGUAGAAGAAAUUAGUGGGGUUGCUUUUAUCUUCAACCAGAAGUUCUUCCAGGACCUGAAAGAGGAAACGGGCAUUGACCUGGAGAACAUUGUUUACUAUAAAGACAGCACGCAUUAUUUUGUGAUGACAGCAAAAAAGCAGAGUCUUCUGGACAAAGGAGUGAUUAUUAACGACUCCAUUGAUACCGAGCUGCUGCUCUGUGGGGAAAAUGUGAACCAGAGCAAUUUGCUGUCCUACGCCAGAGAAGCUGCUGACUUUGCAACCAACUACCAGCUGCCUUCCUUGGAUUUUGCAAUUAAUCAUUAUGGCCAACCAGAUGUAGCAAUGUUUGAUUUUACCUCCAUGUAUGCAUCUGAAAAUGCUGCACUAGUGAGAGAGAGGCACAGACAUCAGCUCCUGGUGGCUCUUGUUGGAGAUAGUUUGCUUGAGCCAUUCUGGCCGAUGGGUACUGGCUGUGCACGAGGUUUCUUGGCUGCCUUUGACACGGCGUGGAUGGUGCGGAGCUGGGCGCAGGGGAAGCCCCCGCUGGAGAUCCUGGCUGAACGAGAGAGCAUUUAUCGACUCUUGCCUCAGACGACCCCUGAAAAUAUUAAUAAGAACUUUGACCAGUACACCAUUGACCCGGGAACAAGAUACCCAAACUUGAACUCGAGCUGUGUUCAACCUCACCAGGUGAGACAAUUAUAUGUUACCAAUGAGCUACAGCAGUGUCCUCUUGAAAGAGUGAGCUCCAUUAGAAGAUCAGUGAACCUCACAAGACAGGAGUCAGAUAUUCGGCCUAACAAGCUUUUGACGUGGUGCCAGAAGCAGACAGAGGGAUACCGAAACGUUAAUGUCACUGACCUGACCACCUCCUGGAGAAGUGGCCUUGCUCUAUGUGCCAUCAUCCAUCGCUUCAGGCCUGACCUCAUUGACUUCGAGGCCCUGAAGGAAGAGGACGUGGUGAGGAACAACCAGCUGGCAUUCGACGUGGCCGAGCAGGAGUUCGGCAUCCCGCCGGUGACCACGGGCAAGGAGCUGGGCUCGGCCGGGGAGCCCGACAAGCUCAGCAUGGUGCUCUACCUGUCCAAGUUCUACGAGCUGUUCCGGGGCACCCCGCUGCGCGCAGUAGAUGCUGCUGAGAAGCAAAAUGGAGAAAAUAAGGAUCUUGGUUCACUGAAAUCAUCGAAUUUCAUCUUUAAUAAUUAUAGCAAUUUAACCUUACCAAGAAAAAGAGUACCAAAGGUUGAAGGGAAAACAGAAGAAAAUGAGACUAACAAAAGGCGUCGGAAAGGACUCUUUGGUGUCUUUGAGAAGACUUCAGGCUCUCCAAGCCAGGGGACAAACAACGGGAAAGAACAGAGUGAUGGCAGAGAAGGCAUGAACCAGAACAAAGUCAAAUCAAUGGCAACUCAGCUGCUGGCAAAGUUUGAAGAGAAUGCUUCAAAUACAAUUCUGCGGAGACAGGAGCUAACAGAUAGGCCAGCCCUGCUCUCCUCUGACCCUCCUGUUAAUCCUCGCUUUGCUAAACCUACGGAUCCAAGCCUUCUUCCACCUCAACCAAAAAGGCAGGUGGUAGCUAGGAGUGAACACGAGGUCAGGGAACCCAAACAGUCUUUAAAUGGUUCUGAUCAUAUGGCCAGGAGAGCAAAGGCUGUGCACAAAACAGAUCCCCAGCCCAGUCUGUCAGAAACCUCUGAAAAUCUUGCAUCUGCCUGUUCUGCUGCAUUUGUACUUUCUGGAGUGCUUGAGCGCCUUCAGCACCUGGAGGAAAAAAUGAAACAGAAAAGAGCUCAGAGCAUAGCAAAUAGGGAAUUCCAUAAAAAGAACAUUAAGGAGAAAGCAGCACAUCUCGCCUCAAUGUUUGGAUACAUGGAGUUUCCAAAGAAUAAGCUACCUACUAAAGGCUUACCCCAUUCUCAGCCCCCAACUCCCUCUUGCUCUCCACCUCAUCAUUCAGCUGUUGCUGCUUCAUCAUCUGUUGGUUCAGCUUCCUCUGCUGUUUCUUCUCAACAGACAACUGUAGGCAAGGUCUCACAUGCCAUUGGAGCUGUGGCUGAAGUUCUUGUAAAUCUGUAUGUGAAUGAUCACAGACCCAAGGCACAGCUUGAACUGAAGCGGUCUCUGGACAGAGCUGCAGGUUCUUGCCCCAUUCCUCACUUACCAUCUGCUGCCUCCACCACUCAGGGCUGUCAGGGUUCUCUGCGAAAAGAAUUUCCCAAGUCCAUCGGGGGGAGUGACAUUUGUUAUUUCUGCAAGAAACGGGUCUAUGUCAUGGAGCGGCUGAGUGCAGAAGGCCACUUCUUUCACAGGGAGUGCUUCAAGUGUGAAAUAUGUUCUACAACACUCCGCUUAGGAAUUUAUGCCUUUGAUGUUGAAGAAGGUAAAUUUUACUGUAAACCUCAUUUUACGCACUGCAGAAUCAGUACAAAACACAGAAAGAGAAGAGCAUCAAUACAGAUCCAUGGAAAGGAGGCAAUAGACGCGUGGAAGAAAGUGGAAGCCAAACACUCAGAGAUCACCACAGAAAGCAGUUUGUCCACUGCUAGCAGUCCAGAGGACAGGUCCCCAGUCCAAUUCAACAUUCCGGUGCUGCACCCGCUCACUGGCUGAAGCCUUUCUGCUCUCAGGUGAUUUUUUUUCCAGUUCCAAAAUUGCACGACUAACCCUGUUGUUUGAAAGCAUUUCAUUGUGUGUUUUGUUUUUAUUUUUUUAACUGUUGGAGCAAUCUGUGUGUCUGGUAUAUUAAUGGAGCUUUGGCAUGAUGAUUUAACCUGUUGCUGAGUUCACAGUUCUAGAAAAGGUAAUGUUUUUCUCUCUCUGUCCAUGCAUGUGUGCCUCCCUGUGCCUUUAAGGUAAGUUAGGCAAGUAAAGGGUUUCUUGAAAGAACUUGUUAAAGCCUUCUUUCAAGAACUAAAGGAAAGAUUUAAAAUAAGGAAAGAAAUAUCUGAUUUUCCAGGUUAACAUGAGCACCUAUUUGCAUCAAGCUCACACACCCAAUGAACAAGCAGUGUCCCUGCUUUCCUACUGGAAAAGUGUGGUAUAAAAGGUUCUAUAAACAAAAUAAUCAAAAUACUGCAAGUUCUAGUCUUCCACCCCAAGUGACAUCGUAGGCAGGCCUAAAAGUGCAUGUGGUUCUCUGUCAACAUGCCAGGCUCCAGAGGGCUUUGGUGUGAGUGGUUUUAUUACCUGGGCCUUGCUUGGCACUCUGAUGAUUUGGUUUCUGUUGCUGCAUGAGAUGUUGCCACCCCUCUCCCACCAUUAUUUUGGAUGUUUUUUUACAUAAGGUCCAGUUUGUAUAAUCACCAGUCUAGAAAGGGAAAUGAAUCCCAGCAAGAACCAAGGGCUCAGGCUGACCAGCAAGUACACUGAGGGUCUGGCUGAGGACCCCUCUCAAAGGGAAGGGCCUUUGGGGAUUGAUCUUAGGAGGGGCCAAACAUCCUCUGCCAUCUUCCCUAUUUCACAUGCCUCAGGCAGGAACAUGGAAGGCAGCAGGGCCAGAGCCCCAGGCUCCUUAUCUUGCUGGUCUGUACAUUUGCACGACUCAGCCAGUUGUAUUUAUUGAUGUGGGUAUCCUAAAGUGACUUGAUGGCUCUGAAAGUCCCCACACUGUGCCCACACAGAAUCUCUCAGUGUUUCAAACGUCAUUUCCUGCACAAAUGGCUGGGAUGUGACUCCUAGUGUAUUUCAGGGCUGCAGUGUGUUGUUAUAAAGCUCAGCAUGCUUUAAUAUGAAGGUCAUGACAUAAAGGUCUGCCAUUUCAAAUCACUUCCUAUUGCUGUGUUUUUUACUCUCUGUUGCAGAGUUUUCCUUGCUCUUCCUGCCCAAUGAGGAUUCUGUCCUUCUCCUCCUAAAUCUUCUGUCUUCCUUUUACUUUAUAUUCUUAACUGAAUAUUUGUUAUUAAAUAUUAACUCUGUAUUUAAAUUUUCACAUGGAAAUUCUGUAUUUUGCACAUAGUGAAAAAAAAAUUGUUAUAGCUUUAUUUAUGAUAUCUGCUGUAAAAAAAAAAAUAAAUGUAGUUCUUUAUAAGUCUCCUUGUUUCAUCUCUUCCUUUUAUAAAAAGUUUCCUGGGUACAGAGACUUAGUAGUGACUUCAC
Messenger RNA from Lonchura striata (white-rumped munia), 5030 nucleotides. The record is from RefSeq and is a predicted model, not a curated record. NCBI's taxonomy places the organism in Eukaryota, Metazoa, Chordata, Aves, Passeriformes, Estrildidae.